Molecule: messenger RNA, 1527 nt
Organism: Dipodomys spectabilis (banner-tailed kangaroo rat)
Lineage: Eukaryota; Metazoa; Chordata; Mammalia; Rodentia; Heteromyidae
Gene: C1qtnf7
Product: C1q and TNF related 7
Exons: 3
Coding region: 293-1162 (289 amino acids)
Molecular function (GO): protein binding
Source: RefSeq, a predicted model, not a curated record
CAAGCCAAAAGGUGAAGGAGGAUACUGGUUUAGUUGUUGUUCUUGAGCGAUCAUCAAAUCAUCAGGAGCUCUGGGGUGGGCUUCGCACGCUCCCUCUGUCCCAUCACUGUUUGGGUCCUGCAAGUUUCACUUUUGAAGACAAAUCAGGAAAUGACUUAUCAACCCAAAGCCGCCGAGUUAUGAGCAUUUCUCGCUGCCAAGGAGAAGGGGAUUUCAUGCAAAGGCUUCACAUCUGCGCACCCUGAGUUCAAAGAAUCCAGCUGUUGGAAGUCCUUGAGAGCACUAGCCAAAGAUGUUUGUCUUGCUCUAUGUUACAAGCUUUGCCAUCUGUGCAAGUGGACAGCCUCGGGGCAACCAGGCCAAAGGAGAGAACUACAGCCCGAAGUACAUCUGUAGCAUCCCUGGCUUAUCUGGACCUCCAGGCCCGCCUGGAGCAAAUGGCUCACCUGGGCCCCAUGGCCGCAUUGGCCUUCCGGGAAGAGAUGGCAGAGAUGGCAGGAAGGGAGAGAAAGGUGAAAAAGGAACUGCAGGUCUAAGAGGUAAGACUGGACCCCUGGGUCUUGCUGGAGAGAAAGGGGACCAAGGAGAGACCGGGAAGAAAGGACCCAUGGGACCCGAGGGAGAGAAAGGAGAAGUUGGUCCGGUGGGCCCUCCUGGAGCCAAGGGAGACCGUGGAGAACAGGGCCAGCCCGGGCUGCCCGGUGUGUGCAGAUGCGGCAGCCUGGUGCUCAAGUCCGCCUUUUCCGUGGGCAUCACAACCAGCUACCCCGAAGAAAGACUGCCUAUCCUAUUUAACAAGGUUCUCUUCAAUGAGGGGGAGCACUACAACCCCGCCACCGGGAAGUUCAUCUGCGCUUUCCCAGGAAUCUAUUAUUUUUCUUAUGAUAUCACGUUGGCCAACAAGCACCUAGCCAUCGGGCUGGUCCACAAUGGACAGUACCGGAUAAGGACCUUCGAUGCCAAUACGGGGAACCACGACGUCGCUUCCGGGUCCACUGUCAUCUACCUGCAGCCAGAGGAUGAAGUCUGGCUGGAGAUUUUCUUCAAUGACCAGAAUGGCCUCUUCUCAGACCCAGGCUGGGCAGAUAGCUUAUUUUCUGGAUUUCUCCUCUACGUUGACUCGGAUUAUCUGGAUUCCCUAUCAGAAGAUGAUGAACUGUGAACAUCACACCGAGGGACCUGAAUCUCACCACCCCAAGGGACCUGAAUCUUCCAAGAUCACUGUGGCUUUCAUCUGGGAUGAGGGGAAGAUGGAUCAAGCAGGAAGGAAGGGGCACCAAAGCCACUCGGCAGCUUUUAAGGAAUAGUUCUGGCAGAAUUUAUCAAAACAAGGUAAAACACCAAAGAGUUGCAACCACACCAAGAUGAACUCUAUAGAAUAGCCUCCAGAUAUUGCUUUCUCUGGAAAGUCAUGUUCGUAAAUAUUUAAACAAAUUGAAAACAAUGUUAACAAAAAAUUUAUUAAAUGUCCUUAAUGAUAAAAAUCAGCUGGCAAUGUUAUUGCCUUAUUAAAUCUUCAUAAAACUA